GCACUAUUUUUCAUAGAAAUUUACACCUAUUAUAUUAUUGUAUCAUCUUCUCGUUUCUAAAAUCUUAUUGCGCAUAAUAUGAGGAGAUAUCUUACACUUCAUCUUUGAUGAAGACAACACAAUUUUAACUGCAAGAUUUAUUCAAGGAAGCUUUAGUUAUUUUGCUGAAUUAUGGCAUGCAGCAUAAAUUAAAUAAUGUUUACCAUGUGAAACUAAACUGCAUUAAUGACUAACUUGAGUUUCUGUGGAUAAUGUCUUUUCUCAAGCCUCCAGUCGCAUGCAAAAGAAAAAAAAAGAACUUUUGGUUUAAACUAAAUUGAUGAUUUUUUAUCAAUUAAAAUACCUUUAAAUGGCUUCUUGUAAAAAUUUUAAGCUUUUGCCAUGGUAUGCAUACCUAUGUGGUUUAAGGUGUUCUUUUCCCUUAUCCUUGUCUUCUGUGAGAGAUUAGAGUUUGGUCUUAUUUUAAACAGGUGGCUGCAUGGAGAGAUGAUGAUGGAGAUUGGUAUGAGACAGGCCUACAUAUAUUCUUCGGAGCUUACCCAAAUGUGCAAAACUUGUUUGGAGAACUUGGCAUCAAUGACCAGCUGCAAUGGAAGGAGCAUUCUAUGAUGUUUGCAAUGCCAAAUAAACCUGGAGAGUUCAGCCGAUUUGAUUUUCCAGAAGUUCUACCUGCACCCAUAAAUGGGAUAUGGGCCAUUUUGAAGAACAAUGAAAUGCUGACUUGGCCUGAGAAAGUGAAGUUUGCAAUAGGACUCUUACCAGCAAUGCUUGGUGGACAACCUUAUGUUGAAGCCCAAGAUGGUUUAACUGUUAAAGAGUGGAUGAAAAAGCAGGGCAUACCUGAUCGUGUGACUGAUGAGGUGUUUAUUGCCAUGUCAAAGGCACUGAACUUCAUUAACCCCGAUGAACUUUCAAUGCAAUGUAUAUUGAUUGCUUUGAAUCGAUUUCUUCAGGUGUGGUUCCCUUGUUUGGCCCACUGGUUUUAUAUUUAUAACUUCAUUAUGUUGGAUUCAGAAUCAGCAACAAAAUCAUCAAAUGAUCCAUGGUUGAAUUGUACUUGAAACAGAAACUUAUGCCAUACGUCAACGGUAGUGACAUUAUUUGUGUCCCAAAGGAAUCUAUAAAUAUGAAACUUGGACACCUCGAUUAAUACAUCAUUAUUAGAUCGAGCAACAGACAGG
Messenger RNA from Durio zibethinus, 1181 nucleotides. The record is from RefSeq and is a predicted model, not a curated record. Lineage: Eukaryota; Viridiplantae; Streptophyta; Magnoliopsida; Malvales; Malvaceae.